GCCUACCAGGGACACAGUCUAAUGUUUACUGCUGCCAGCCUACCAGGGACACAGUCUAAUGUUUACUGCUGCCAGCCUACCAGGGAUAAAGUCUAACGUUUUGGGACCUUAAACUCAGCUGGACUCCGACCUGAAGGCUGUUUUUAUUCCCCUUUUGUUUGCAGACGGACGCCAUGCAUCGCUGCCUGGGAUUCUUCCUGCUGCUCUUCUGCGGGACGCUGCAGAUGGGCUCUGGACUCAGCUGCUAUAAGUGCGCUGAUUACACGGGACAGUGUGAGAACGUGCAGGAGUGCACGUCUGAAGACUCGUGUAUCUCUCUGAGUGACAAAGGAGGGAAGACCAUCCGUCAGUGUAUCCGCUACACAUACUGCAGUAACUCUCGUCUCAGCCAGCUGUUCCCGGACAUCUCCAACUUCAAUUACCGCUGCUGCAACAGCAACCUCUGCAACUCCGGCAACGCCGUCGCCACGGCAACGCCGGCCCUGGCCCUGGCCCUGGCGGCGUCCGUGCUGAGCGUGUGGUGGAGCUGGAUCUGAAAUAAUAACUCCACGUUUCAAUACUUUUGAGUUUUGAUUUUGAUUGAGCGGCCUGAAGUUGUAUAAAGUUAACCUGAACUAAACCGAGUGUUGACACUUUAAGGUUCUCAGCCCAUUUCAUUUGUAAACUUUUUACCAGUUUAACAAUAAACACGAAAACUAAUGGA
Perca fluviatilis (European perch) is the source of this 703-nucleotide messenger RNA. Its product is annotated as CD59 glycoprotein-like. The coding region runs from base 174 to 536 and encodes 120 amino acids. The transcript has 3 exons. Lineage: Eukaryota; Metazoa; Chordata; Actinopteri; Perciformes; Percidae. The record is from RefSeq and is a predicted model, not a curated record.